Messenger RNA from Drosophila yakuba, 1568 nucleotides. It is a transcript of the gene Ctu1, whose product is annotated as cytoplasmic tRNA 2-thiolation protein 1. Gene Ontology annotation, cellular component: mitochondrion; cytosolic tRNA wobble base thiouridylase complex. Gene Ontology annotation, molecular function: tRNA binding. Lineage: Eukaryota; Metazoa; Arthropoda; Insecta; Diptera; Drosophilidae. Gene Ontology annotation, biological process: tRNA wobble position uridine thiolation. The coding region runs from base 87 to 1118 and encodes 343 amino acids. The transcript is spliced from 3 exons. The record is from RefSeq and is a predicted model, not a curated record.
GAUUUUGUCCAAAACCAGUGUUGGUCACUGCUGCAUAAGAUGCAACAGCUGGUGCGGAGUAAAUUGUAAAUUAAAUGUGAGUGAAAAUGCCCAUAAGCUGCAAGUCUCAGUGCGGAAAUCGCGCUGUUUUAAAGCGCCCCAAAACCGGCGAUGCUCUGUGCAAGGAGUGUUUCUUUGCCGCCUUUGAGGCAGAGAUUCAUCACACAAUCUCCUCCAGCAACUUGUUUCGACUUGGCGAGAAGGUGGCCGUAGCGGCCAGUGGAGGCAAAGAUUCCACGGUUCUGGCGCACGUCUUAAAAUUACUGAACGAACGCCAUAACUACGGUCUGGAACUGGUGCUUCUUUCAAUAGACGAAGGCAUCACUGGCUAUCGGGAUGACAGUUUGGAGACCGUGAAACAGAACCGUGACGACUACCAGAUGCCCCUAAAGAUUCUGUCGUACGAGGAGCUCUACGGUUGGACCAUGGACCGUAUUGUUGCCCAGAUCGGCCGUUCUAACAACUGCACGUUUUGCGGAGUCUUUCGCCGACAGGCCUUGGAUAGAGGGGCCAAGCUGUUGGGCGUAGACAGCAUAGCCACGGGCCACAAUGCAGAUGACAUUGCAGAGACUGUCUUGAUGAACGUGCUCCGUGGGGACACGGCGCGCCUGCGACGCUGCACGAGCAUCCGCACCGGCGGUGGCGAGGAUACCAUUCCCCGAGUGAAGCCUCUUAAAUACAGCUACGAGAAGGAAAUCGUAAUGUACGCCCACUAUAAGAAGCUGGUCUACUUCUCAACUGAGUGCGUAUUCGCCCCCAAUGCGUAUCGCGGCCACGCCAGAGCGUUUCUCAAGGAUCUGGAGAAGGUGCGACCUUCGGUUAUAAUGGACAUCAUCUACUCCGGGGAACAACUUCGCUUCAAGGACACCGUAAAGAAGCCUGAGCGUGGCACCUGCAUCCGAUGUGGGUUUGUUUCCUCGCAGCAGCCCUGCAAGGCAUGUGUCCUUCUCGAGGGCCUUAAUAGGGGUUUGCCAAAGCUAGGCAUAGGCAAGAAGUCGAAAGGUGAGCGAAUGAUUGCCAAGCAGGACCAGGAACUAGCCCUUCGCGAGCGAGCACAUUUAGUAAAAAACGAUUUUUAACAACACAAAUUGAGUUUUUAUUUAUUCAUAGUUCCACAAGAUUAUAAUUUUUCUUCAUCCAAGGUACCCAACCUGAAAAGAGAAGAGCAAAAAUAAGUUUAAUAUGCCCCAAGCAAUUCAUUAAUUUUAUAAUGCAUUACGAUGCUCAGUGCCAAGUUUUUAACCAGGGCCCAUAACCAGUCAAACAUGACUCCCUAUCUCCAAAAGAAUAUUGAAGAAGAUUGUCAGCGCUUGACCUUUAUAUGGUGUCUGUGAAUGGUUUAAGUGAUCAUCAUUGAAGUCUUCAUUUCCGAUAAACAGCAUUUCUGGAGUACUAACCUUUCUGGAUAAACGCCUUUAUAAAGUAACUAUUGUAAUUUUUUUUUUACUGCUUUCACACCUGUAAAAAGAAAAACAUUACAAAUAAGAAUGGCGUUUAAAUAAAGACGAAAUGAUUUAUCGAUUUUAAAA